AUGGCAGAUCAACAGAGCAGCCAAGGAGGGCCUGAAGACACUCUGAAGAUGACCAUGGACGCGUACGUGGCGCCUGUGCUGUUUUCCAUCCCGCUCAUCGUGGGGGCCGCCGGCAACGCACUGGUCAUUUAUGUGGUGGCUCGCUUCAGCGAGAUGCGGACAGUCACUAACUACUACAUCGUCAACCUGGCCAUCACUGACCUGUCGUUCCUGCUGUGCUGCGUGCCCUUCUCCGCGGCAAACUACGCCCUGCCUUCCUGGAUCUUCGGCAGGGUGCUCUGCAAGUUGAUCAAUUACCUCAUGCAGGUAACAACACAAGCGACAUGUAUCACGCUGUGCAUCAUGAGUGUUGACCGGUUCUGCGCUAUCGUCUACCCGCUCCGCUCACUACGCUUCCGGCGCAAGAGAGUGGCUGUCAUCGUGAACGCCAUCACAUGGCUGGUGUCCUUCCUGGCCGCCCUGCCUGUCUGCAUCUUUCACGAGCUGACCCGGUUCAACUGGUACGGCUGGCGGACGUACUGCCGCCCGGUGUGGCCCAGCAAGGCGUGGGAGGACGGCUACAUGAUCUUCACCAUCACCUUCACCUACGUGCUGCCCCUCAUCAUCUGCUCGGUCACCUGCUCGCUGGUGGUGAAACGCCUCCACAGCCGCUUCCGUAGGUCCGAGAGCCGGCCUCAGCACCACGAAGUUCAGACCAGACGCAUCACCCGGAUGGUGGUGGGCGUAGUGAUCGUGUUCCUGGUUUGCUGGCUGCCGAAUCACGUCAUCAACAUGUGGCGCUACAUCCACAUCAAGAACAAGUUCCCCCCGGCCCUGUACUACGGCAAGAUCGUGGCACUGUUCCUAAUCUACUGCAACUGCGCCCUGAACCCGUUCAUCUACACGCUCAUCGGCGAGAACUUCCGCAACUGCCUGAAGCAGAUCGUAUCCCGUACCAACAGCAGCAGCAGCAGCCAGAGCACCAAGAUCAGCCACCCUGGCUUCGGCUUCAGAAAGAGCAACGAGAGCGCCAAGGACCUCAAGAACAUCGACGCCUCGCCCAACGAUCGCCUCGCACCCGCUCCCAUUGCCGCGAAGGAAAUGGUCGUGGACGUUGAGCUGAAUCCGUGCGCUGUGAACAAAGAGCGAGUCGACAGCGAGCUUUCCAAAAAAGUAACAGAAGACUGGAUGAAUGGUGAACAUGAAGAAAAAUUGCGUCGGAUAGAUGAAUGA
Messenger RNA from Branchiostoma belcheri (Belcher's lancelet), 1212 nucleotides. RefSeq names its product G-protein coupled receptor 54-like. Gene Ontology annotation, cellular component: membrane. Gene Ontology annotation, molecular function: G protein-coupled peptide receptor activity. The record is from RefSeq and is a predicted model, not a curated record. NCBI's taxonomy places the organism in Eukaryota, Metazoa, Chordata, Leptocardii, Amphioxiformes, Branchiostomatidae. Bases 1 to 1212 code for a protein of 403 amino acids. Gene Ontology annotation, biological process: neuropeptide signaling pathway. The transcript has 6 exons.